AAAAAAUGUCGAUACGCAGUUUCGAAGCAACGCCGUUUCACGGUUCUUCGUCAUCGCUUUCCCCUCCCCCGUCUCUUCUCCGGGAAUAAGCACGCGUGAAGCUUCGUCUUGGAACCGACUGCGGAUUCGCCUCCGAUCUGUCCCCGGGCCGCCGGCGCCGAUGGAGAAGGUGAAGAACAUGCUCAAGCCGCGGCCGACGCCGCAGCAGCAGCUGCGCGAGUGGCAGCGCCGCCUCCGCAACGAGUGCCGCGUCCUCGACCGCCAGAUCCGAGAUGUGCAGAGGGAGGAGAAGAAUGUAGAGAAAGCCAUCAGGGAGGCUGCCAAGCGCAAUGACAUGGGAUCUGCAAAGGCUCUUGCUAAGGAACUUGUAAGAUCAAGACGUGCUGUCAAUCGUCUUUACGAAAACAAGGCUCAACUAAAUUCAGUGUCAAUGCACCUUGGAGAAAUUGUCGCAACUGCAAGAACAGUGGGUCAUCUGUCCAAAAGCACUGAAGUGAUGAAAAUUGUUAACAACCUAAUGAAAGCUCCAGAGCUGGCUAUCACGAUGCAAGAAUUUAGCAAAGAAAUGACCAAGGCAGGUGUGAUGGAAGAGAUGGUGAACGAGGCAGUUGAUUCAGCUUUGGACUCUGAGGACAUGGAGGAGGAAAUCGAAGAGGAGGUUGACAAGGUUCUUGCUUCAGUAGCAGGGGAGACUGCCUCCCAGCUACCAGAUGCUGCCAGAACACAGAAGAUACAUGAGGCUUCAACAAGCAGGGUUCCAGAAGAGCGGCAAGCUGUUGCAGAGGGCGCUGACGAUGACGAGGAAGACCUAGAAGAGAUCAGGGCACGGCUUGCUAAAGUGAGGUCGUAAUUCAUAUACAUCUCUGAGCCUUCUAACCUGGGGAGCCCAUGGCUCAUGAAACAUGGUGCCCAAACACGUGUAUUGUGAAUUGAGUUGAUAGCGGUGCAGAUUUUUUUUAUUACCCUCGAGUCGACCAUAUAUGAACUGGCAGUGUAUUGUUGUACAGUAAGCAACGCGAUGACAGGCGGCAUGGAAUAUCUAUUAGAAUAAUAUAUGGAUAGCGACAUGUCUCCUGAUUUGACGAAGGGAUGUAAGAUUUAGAGCAUGUCUGGUUUCUCUUACUAAAUUUUAGCUAGCUAAAACUAUUUUAGCUACUUUUGAAUGACCAGUGAGACUAAACUAUUUGAACUUA
Molecule: messenger RNA, 1193 nt
Organism: Sorghum bicolor (sorghum)
Lineage: Eukaryota; Viridiplantae; Streptophyta; Magnoliopsida; Poales; Poaceae
Product: vacuolar protein sorting-associated protein 24 homolog 1
Exons: 6
Coding region: 161-850 (229 amino acids)
Biological process (GO): late endosome to vacuole transport; endosome transport via multivesicular body sorting pathway; protein transport
Cellular component (GO): multivesicular body; ESCRT III complex
Source: RefSeq, a predicted model, not a curated record